Cricetulus griseus (Chinese hamster) is the source of this 2555-nucleotide messenger RNA. The record is from RefSeq and is a predicted model, not a curated record. Lineage: Eukaryota; Metazoa; Chordata; Mammalia; Rodentia; Cricetidae.
UCCAUCUUGAAGGAAAGGUUCCCGAGCGGGCCUCGGGGCGGGGCCGGGGGCGCGGCUAAAUGCGGAGGGAAGGUUGGCCUGUCACUCACCGCUUGCCGCUGUCCCACUGCUAGCAAGUCCUCUGAGCUGCGAAGGUCAUGCUGCCCAACACCGGGAAGCUAGCGGGAUGCACGAUUUUUAUCACAGGUGCAAGCCGAGGCAUUGGCAAAGCUAUUGCAUUGAAAGCAGCGAAGGAUGGAGCAAAUAUUGUCAUUGCUGCGAAAACCACCCAAACACACCCGAAACUCCCAGGCACAAUCUACACUGCUGCUGAAGAAAUUGAAGCAGUUGGAGGAAAGGCCUUGCCAUGUGUUGUUGACGUGAGAGAUGAACAGCAAAUCAACAAUGCAGUGGAAAAAGCUGUGGAGAAAUUUGGAGGAAUUGAUAUUUUGGUGAACAAUGCAAGUGCUAUUAGCUUGACCAACACAUUGGAUACUCCUACAAAGAGAGUGGACUUGAUGAUGAAUGUGAACACCAGGGGCACCUACCUUACAUCCAAAGCAUGUAUUCCUUUUUUAAGAAAGAGCAAAGUAGCACAUAUUCUUAAUCUCAGCCCACCCCUGAACCUAAAUCCUCUGUGGUUCAAACAGCACUGUGCUUACACCAUUGCCAAAUAUGGCAUGUCUAUGUGUGUGCUUGGAAUGGCAGAAGAAUUUAGAGGUGAAAUUGCAGUCAAUGCCUUAUGGCCUAAAACAGCCAUACAUACUGCUGCUAUGGAUAUGCUUGGAGGAUCUGGUGUUGAAAGCCAAUGUAGAAAAGCUGACAUUAUUGCGGAUGCUGCAUAUUCCAUUUUCAAAAGGCCGAAAAGUUUUACUGGCAACUUUAUUAUUGAUGAAAAUAUCUUAAAGGAAGAAGGAAUAAACAAUUUUGAUGUCUAUGCAAUUACACCAGGCCAUCCCUUGAUACCAGAUUUCUUCUUAGAUGAAUUCCCAGAUGCAGUUAUAGAGGAAACAAUAUCACAUGAUUUUGUACCAGAAGUAAAAGAAGAAAAGCCACAGCAGCAGCCACCACCACAACUGCAGCCACAGCCAUCACCACAACUGCAGCCACAGCCAUCACCACAACUGCAGCCACAGCCACCACCACAACUGCAGCCACAGCCACCACCACAGCCACAGCCAUCACCACUACUGCAGCCACAGCCACCACCACAGCCACAGCCACAGCCACCACCACAUUUUGGAGCUGUGGAAGAAACAUUUAGAAUUCUUAAGGACUCGCUCAGUGAUGAUGUCGUUAAAGCCACACAAGCAGUCUAUCAGUUUGAACUCUCAGGUGAAGAUGGUGGUACAUGGUUUCUUGAUCUGAAGAGUAAGGGUGGGAAAGUUGGACAUGGAGAGUCCUCCGAGCGGGCAGACGUGGUGAUGAGUAUGACCACUGAUGAUUUUGUCAAAAUGUUUUCAGGGAAACUAAAGCCAACCAUGGCAUUCAUGUCGGGAAAACUGAAGAUUAAAGGAAACAUGGCUCUGGCAAUCAAGUUGGAGAAGCUGAUGACCCAGAUGAAUUCCAGACUAUGAAAGACAAAGAGCAAAAACACUGACUCUUCUCAGAAGUGAAAAGCUCAGCAGUUAAAGUUCUGUUGUCUUCUCCAUUGUCUUAUAAGGACACAUGUGUUUGUUCUGGAAAAGUAGAAUUUCUGUAUCUAUAAGACUUGAAAUUGUAAUUAAAACAACUAACCAAUCAAGGACAAGUUUCAUUAAGUGGCAUCCUAAUAUAUUGUGGGUUUUUCUUUUUUCAGUUUUUUUCUUUAAGCCUUUAUUUCAGUCAUUGCUUUCUUGCAGGAAAACUACAGUCAUGAAUGACUAAUCAAUAUCAAGCAAUAGAAUUAGCUAUUUACAAAACUUCUCAUGUAAAAUGAAGUUACUUUAUCUUCACAAAGACAGUUGGGUGAAGAACUGCAAUAUCAUUCUUACCCACUGCUCCUGUUUUGUUUUGUUUUUUUAGGACUUUUGUUUUUGUCAGCAGUAUUUUAUAGACUUCAGUGUAUAAUUUUUUUUUUUGAGACAGGGUUUCUCUGUGUAGCUUUGGAGCCUGUCCCGGCACUCACUCUGGAGACCAGGUUGGCCUUGAACUCACAGAGAUCUGCCUGCCUCUGCCUCCCUAGUGCUGGGAUUAAAGGCGUGCGCCACCAACGCCCAGCCAGUGUAUAAUAUUUGCAGGCAAAAUUUUCUUUAACUUAUCAUAAGCAUUUUGUAUUAUUGAUACUAUUCUAGAUAUCUUUAAAUUUUCAGCUUUCCCCUUUUUGUCCAGCUGGGGUAACUCAACUGGCCUUGAACUCAGGUCAGUCCUCCUGCCUCAGUUUGCUUAGUGCUAUUAUGACAGACAUGAACCACCAUGCCUAGCUAAAUUCAGUUUUCAAGUGCUAAUAUAUAGAAAUGUAAUUAAUUUUUUGAGUAUGCCUUAUGCCAUAUAGUAGUUUAAUCUACUCACCACCUUCAGCAGCUUUUUAAAAAAAAAAAAAAACAGGUUCUUUAAACCAUGUUAUCUUCAAAUAAAGAUGAAUUUAUCUCCUUUUU